This is a messenger RNA of Chelonus insularis, 1179 nucleotides long. It is a transcript of the gene Taf8, whose product is annotated as TBP-associated factor 8. Gene Ontology annotation, cellular component: transcription factor TFIID complex. The record is from RefSeq and is a predicted model, not a curated record. The transcript has 4 exons. Gene Ontology annotation, molecular function: protein heterodimerization activity. NCBI's taxonomy places the organism in Eukaryota, Metazoa, Arthropoda, Insecta, Hymenoptera, Braconidae. The coding region runs from base 194 to 1066 and encodes 290 amino acids. Gene Ontology annotation, biological process: transcription initiation at RNA polymerase II promoter.
UCUUGACAUAGAGUAGGCAGUUAGUAUUCUUUCGUCGUAAACGAGUUUAUUUACUUUGACGUUUGUUUACAAACAUAAAACUUAACAAAAAAAUUAUACUUAUUUGUACAAUAGAUAUUUAUCAAAUUAUUUGUAGGUUAGUAAUUUUAUAUUGUAAAAAUAUUGUACACCGAGAGGUUAGGUUCAUUCAGAAAUGACAACUAUGGAAGUUCAAAGCUCUAAUGCUCGAAGAAAAAUUCUAAAUCAUGCAGUAGGAAGUAUUUUAGCAGAAGCUGGAUUUGAUAAUUGUGAAAAACAAGUCUUAGAAACUCUGACUGAAAUGCUACAGUGCUUUAUUGUAGAAGUUGGAGAAUCUUCAAAAAAUUAUUGUGAACUUGCUAGUCGUACUGAACCUUUAAUAGCUGAUGUUAUCGUGGCACUUAUAAAUAUGGGUUUUAGACUCGAUGGUUUAGAAAACUACGGUCGGAGGCCUAACAAAACUGUGCUACCUUCAUUACAACAACAAAUACAAUCAAAACAAUUAAGUAUUUUACAGGCUGGUGUGAAACAAUCGCAUCCUUCACAUAUACCAGCCUAUCUUCCACCGUUUCCUGAUCCUCAUGCUUAUAUUAGAACACCAACUCAUAAGCAACCUGUUACCGAAUAUGAAGCUAUAAGAGAAAAAGCAGCCGUUCAAAAACGAGAUAUCGAACGUGCAUUAACAAGAUUUAUUGCUAAAACUGGAGAAACUCACAGUCUGUUUAUUUCUGAUGAUUUAUUUUCAUUUCCAUUAAUUGCCUGUAAGCCACAGUUUCCAUCUUAUUUAAUGGCCCUGUUACCUCAAGAUCAAAUUUUUGAACCUGAACCAGAAUACAACUUCGAACCAAGUCCAGGCAAAAAAAGGAAAGACCAAAAAAUCAAAGAAGAAAUAAAAGAUGAAAAUGGAAAUUCUAAUAAACCAGCAGAAAUAUCUGAAAUGAAUGAAGAAGUUUCAACACAACAAGAUGUAAUAGAUAAUCCAUAUUUGAGGCCAGGAAAAAUACCAAAGAAUACUAAAACAUUGGGAUUUGGAGCACCAGCUUCUUGAUGAAACUCAAAUAUUCCCAUAGGUAAAAAAUGAUGAAUUAAAUAAAUCAUCGACUGUAUAUAUUUUUAUUAAUGUAUUUUUAAUAAUAAAAAAUAAUUGUUUACUAUAUAAAA